This is a messenger RNA of Nicotiana tabacum (common tobacco), 1470 nucleotides long. Lineage: Eukaryota; Viridiplantae; Streptophyta; Magnoliopsida; Solanales; Solanaceae. The record is from RefSeq and is a predicted model, not a curated record.
ACAGCUAGAAUAAGAGUUCCAAAAUACUCUCUUGUGCCGGAGAUUACUACUUGUGUGUAAUCAAUGGGGAAGAAAAAGUUCAUCGACAAGAAGAAAGCAGCUACAUUCCAGUUAUUCGCCCGCGAUUCCUCGGAUCCGGUAUACGAAUCCGGACCCUCCGCCGCCACCGACAGAGUAUUCGUCAGAGUUGACAACAAUAACUACUCAAUCGAAAGCUUUGACGCCGAUGAACACAACGGCGAUGACCCGAACUCAAUCUUCGCGGAUGCUCCGGAAGAUGAAGAGGAGAGCAAUGGUUGGGCCGGGUAUUCGGGUACCCGAACUCAAUUACCGGAUGAUAUUAGAAAGGAGAUAAUUGAACUUGGGUUUCCUGACGAUGGGUAUAAUUAUUUAACUCACUUGAGGGAGAUUAAGAAUACUGGUGGCGGCUCUGCUUAUUAUGAGAAUCCUAAAGCUAAGCUUAAUGAGCUUCCACAUGAUGUUAAGGCAUAUGAUGCUUCAAAAGUCGAGGUUGCAAAAGUGAAUGAUGAUUACAACGAGAAAUCUGUGUACAAUGUGGCAGCCAAGACAAUAGGUGUAAGAGUUCAGAAGGCAUUGGAUCCUGAAGUUGCUGCCUUGCUCGAUGACAGUGAUUUGUCACAUUUUGGGUCUGAUGUGGAGGAUUUAGAAUUAGAGGAAGAUUUUAUGAUUAAGGCAAACCUACACGAUGGGGCAGUUAAUGUGGAACUUGAUGACAAUUUAAGCUUGCCAGAGAAAUCGAACCUUGACAAAGUAGGACGCAAUGAUACAUCUGGGCAUGUACAGAGAAAUGAGGCCAAAUUUGCAACUUUUGAAGAGAAGCCAAGAGCACGCCGCCUUCUGGAUGAACAGUUUGAUCUGCUUGAACUUCAAGAGUAUGGCUCCAAUACCGAAGAUGAAUAUGAUGAUGAUAUGAUUGAGGAAAAUGAGUGUCAAGAGUCCCUUGCAGAAAAGCUUAAUCAUGCAUUUAAGGAGUGUGCCAUUGAUGGCAUGGAACUUAAUAAUAAUGGACCAGAUGAUGGGGAGUUGCUUGAACCUGCAGCUGAUGUCAUAAGCCGGUGCAAAGAAUAUGCUGAAAAGUAUGAAAAUGAAGGUCCAGAGGAAGAGGCGGCUGUUUUAGAUGAAAGCAGCAGUGAGUCAGAAGUAUGGGAUUGUGAAACUAUAGUGUCAACGUAUUCAAAUCUUGAUAACCACCCUGGAAAAAUUGUAGCUCCUGGAGCGAGGAGAAAAAAGUUGCUCCUUGUUAUUUCUGAAGCCUCGCCUAUAAUAUCCCUAAAAGGAAAAGAGAAGCUUCCGGUUGACUAUUUGCCAAGCAAGGGUAAGCAUGCCGUGCAAAAGGAGGAUAAGAAAAAGCAAGGUUUAGAAAAGGAGGAAAAGGAUAACUCAAAGUCAGAACAACUCAAAAGAAAGCAACAUGGUGAAGAGUCAAAGGAGGAGAAGAAAGAAAGAAAG